AUGUCCGAAACCGCACCUGCAGCACCUGCUACAUCUUCCCCCGCGGAGAAGACCCCGGUAAAGAAGAAGGCUCGCAAGUCUGCUGGUGCCGGCAAGCGCAAGGCGUCCGGGCCCCCCGUGUCCGAACUCAUCACCAAAGCGGUAGCCGCUUCUAAGGAGCGCAGCGGAGUGUCCCUGGCCGCGCUCAAGAAGGCACUGGCGGCUGCUGGCUAUGAUGUGGAGAAAAACAACAGCCGCAUCAAGUUGGGCCUUAAAAGCCUGGUGAAUAAGGGCACCCUGGUGCAGACCAAGGGCACCGGCGCCUCAGGCUCCUUCAAGCUCAACAAGAAGGCGGCCUCUGGGGAAGCCAAGCCCAAAGCCAAGAAGGUAGGUGCCACCAAGGCCAAGAAGCCGGCCGGAGCAAAGAAGCCCAAAAAGGCGGCGGCCACCCCUAAGAAGAGCGCCAAGAAGACCCCGAAGAAGGCAAAAAAACCGGCUGCGGCUGCUGGGGUCAAGAAAGUGGCCAAGAGCCCGAAGAAAGUGAAAGCGGCUAAGCCCAAGAAAGCAGCCAAGAGCCCAGCUAAGGCAAAAGCUCCAAAGCCCAAGGCCACUAAACAGAAAGCAGGAAAGCCCAAGAAGGCAGCUCCCAAAAAGAAGUAA
Messenger RNA from Chrysochloris asiatica (Cape golden mole), 639 nucleotides. Its product is annotated as histone H1.3-like. NCBI's taxonomy places the organism in Eukaryota, Metazoa, Chordata, Mammalia, Afrosoricida, Chrysochloridae. The transcript has a single exon. Gene Ontology annotation, molecular function: structural constituent of chromatin; DNA binding. Gene Ontology annotation, cellular component: nucleosome. The coding region runs from base 1 to 639 and encodes 212 amino acids. The record is from RefSeq and is a predicted model, not a curated record. Gene Ontology annotation, biological process: nucleosome assembly.